Molecule: messenger RNA, 267 nt
Organism: Funneliformis geosporum
Lineage: Eukaryota; Fungi; Glomeromycota; Glomeromycetes; Glomerales; Glomeraceae
Source: the annotation of a GenBank genome assembly
AUGAUCUCACAAAAUUUUUAUAAAUUACUUUCUCUUAUCAAAACACAUCCAAUUUUUAAUACAAAUAGUAACAAACAACAGGCUGAUGUAUUUUUACAAUUAGCUGUAUUCUUAUGUAGAUUAGCAAGUAAAGGUGAUAUAUUUACUAUUUGUGCUUUAUUUGGUAUAGCAGAGGGUUUUAGGGAUAUUGGUGAUUUUCAAAAUGUAGUUAGUGUAAUUAAUGGAACUCACAUAAUAUUAAUUAAUAAACCUCCUAAAGAUUCUGAA